GGGCUCAGGGCGCAGGCGCGGUGGCGGCGGUGACUGUGACGGUGACUGUGACGGAGGAUAAAUUAAGAAAUGGCAGAAGCAGUUUUUCACCCCCCGAGAAGGAAAAGAAGAGUUUUUGAGUCGUAUGAAGCUCCCUUUCCUGUGGAUGUGGGGGGGAAGGAUUUCAGACUGUGCCAGGCUGAGAUCAUUAACAACAAUGUGAUCGUGAGGAACCCCGAGGAUAUUGAACAGCUCUACAACAAGGGCUAUUUUGGAAAAGGGAUCCUGUCCAGGAGCAGGCCAGUGUUCAGCAUUUCAGAUCCUCUGCUGGAGGCCAAGUGGAGAGGUGUUAACACAAACAUGCCCAUAAUUACAUCUCAAAAGUACCAGCGCCGUGUGCAGUGGGCUAAGAGUGUCCUGCAGGAGCAGGGCCUCGACGACUGCUCCGUCACCAAAAUCCUGGAGAAUUACACCAAACCCCUGGGGCUGCCCUUCUCCAGAGGGGAUGGGGCUGAACAAACUGGGGACAGCUGCACCACAGGGGGCCCAAAGCCAGGAAAUGCAGAACUGAGCUGGAAAUCUGCUGGCAGUGAAGGAGCCCAAAGCCCUGAGGGUCAGAACGGGCGCUACGAGGGAGGGGAUGCAGCCGUGGGUCCUGGCAGUGGCUCCAGGGAGCAGGAACAGGGGGAUUCCAGGGAAAUGGCUGAAGGCUCCUGCCACAGGGACCCUCCUGUGCUCUGUGGCUGCGAGGUGAAGCAGAGCCCUGAGCAGAGGGCUUGGGAGGGGAUGGACUCAAGGGAAUGUGCUCCAGAAUAUGUGCUGGUGCAAGACGAGGAAGAAGGAAGCUCCUGUCCUGAUGAUGAUUCCAUUCAUGCACAAGAGAAUCUUGUCAAGAAGGAAGUGUUAGUGUGCAGAAAAAACCCAUUUAGGAUUUUUGAGUACUUACAACUCAGCUUGGAAGAGGCUUUUUUCUUGGUGUAUGCUCUGGGAUGUUUAAGUAUUUAUUAUGGUGAGGAGCCCCUGAGCAUCGUGAAGCUGUGGGAAGUGUUCAGUGAGGUGAAGCCUGAUUUCAAAACCACCUACAUGGCCUACCACUACUUCAGGGGCAAGGGCUGGGUGCCCAAGGUGGGGCUGAAGUAUGGCACAGAUCUCUUGCUGUAUCGAAAAGGGCCCCCCUUCUACCAUGCCAGUUACUCUGUCAUUGCUGAGUUGGUGGAUGAUAAUUUUGAAGGUUCCCUUCGCAGACCCUUCAGCUGGAUGUCCCUGUCUGGGCUGAACAGAACAACUGCAAAUGCUUCUAAGGAGCUCAUGCUGUGCUAUUUGAUCAGACCUUCUGACAUGACUGCAGAGGAGAUGUCAACCCCAGAGUGCAUGAAGAGAAUCAAGGUUCAGGAGCUGAUUGUGACUCGUUGGGUUUCCUCCCGUGAACGCAGUGAGCAGGAUGAAUUUUAACUGACUGCACAAGAAAACCCCACUUUAAAAAGCACUUCUUGUUGAUUUUACCUGAUCCUGGGAUGAACUGUUGCCUCAGUACAUUUCCUACCAACAUACUCACUUGGUGGGUAUAAAUGCUGUUUAAAAUGAGGUGUAUCAUGUUCACUGGAGAGAAUGUUUUACUGUAAAAUGUAACUGAACAGACGAAAGGGAAAAAAUUAAAGCUGUGUCCCAACUCAAAAUGUAAAAUAAAAGAUAGAAAGGUG
This is a messenger RNA of Catharus ustulatus (Swainson's thrush), 1679 nucleotides long. RefSeq names its product tRNA splicing endonuclease subunit 2 (gene TSEN2). Gene Ontology annotation, cellular component: tRNA-intron endonuclease complex. The transcript is spliced from 12 exons. The record is from RefSeq and is a predicted model, not a curated record. Gene Ontology annotation, biological process: tRNA splicing, via endonucleolytic cleavage and ligation; tRNA-type intron splice site recognition and cleavage. Lineage: Eukaryota; Metazoa; Chordata; Aves; Passeriformes; Turdidae. Bases 70 to 1431 code for a protein of 453 amino acids. Gene Ontology annotation, molecular function: nucleic acid binding; tRNA-intron lyase activity.